AUGGGCCCCUGUACCGCCUCCUCAUGCUGCUGCCAGGCCCGUAAUCUGCCAUGGGCCCCUGUACCGCCUCCUCAUGCUGCUGCCAGGCCUGUAAUCUGCCAUGGGCCCCUGUACCGCCUCCUCAUGCUGCUGCCAGGUCCAGAGUGUCUCAUGGGUCCCUGUACGGCCUCCCAUUGCUGCUGUUUCCAUCGCCACACUCUGCCAUGUGCCACUUUCAGGUCUCCUCACACUGCUGGUGGGUUUAAUUUUUGUCAUAGGGUGCUGUAUGGCCUCCCAUUGCUGCUGCCUCCACCGCCACACUGUGGCUCCACACUCUGGUUUUGGCCCCGUGACUGCCCAAAUGAGUGAAGUGUGCGGUGAUUCUAAGAUCGACGGCACUCAUCUGCAUGUCAUACUGACUGACAGUAUUAUUUCUCUUCCCCAGCAGACUCCAAGGGCAUUUAAAUUAAAGGUACAGUGUUCUGCACUAAUAUAA
Staurois parvus is the source of this 475-nucleotide messenger RNA. NCBI's taxonomy places the organism in Eukaryota, Metazoa, Chordata, Amphibia, Anura, Ranidae. The record is from the annotation of a GenBank genome assembly.